This is a messenger RNA of Cyprinodon variegatus (sheepshead minnow), 1887 nucleotides long. RefSeq names its product carboxylesterase 5A-like (gene ces3). Bases 50 to 1720 code for a protein of 556 amino acids. NCBI's taxonomy places the organism in Eukaryota, Metazoa, Chordata, Actinopteri, Cyprinodontiformes, Cyprinodontidae. The record is from RefSeq and is a predicted model, not a curated record. The transcript is spliced from 13 exons.
CUCACAGAGGCUGCUCUAAACCUUUGUCUUUUGUUGCUGGCUGCUCAGGAUGAGAACAGCUUUGCUCAUUGUGUUUCUGCUCCCUGUGCCGCUGGUGGCGGCCCAUCCAGCACCAGGGAGCAGCACGCCGGUGCUUUCGCUGAAAAAUGGCAAAAUCCGAGGUGAAUAUGUCACAGUAAAAGGCACAGAGAGGAGGGUGAGGCAAUACCUGGGGAUCCCCUUCGCUCUGCCCCCCGUAGGGCCCCUCCGCCUGGCUGCUCCACAAAGUCCUGAGUCCUGGGAGGGGGAGAGAGACUGCACACACCAGCCCCCCAUGUGCAUUCAGGAUCCAGAGUUAGUUGUACAAGUUUCCAGAAUCAUGUCGCUGGAUUUCACUCCCCCAGAGCUCUCAGAGGACUGUCUUUAUCUAAAUGUCUACACACCAGCUGACACGCCAGAACAAAAGCUGCCUGUUAUGGUGUGGAUCCAUGGGGGGGGUCUGACGAUGGGCUCUGCCUCCCAAUAUGAUGGUUCUUCAUUAGCUGCAUAUGAAAACAUUGUGACAGUCAUUAUCCAAUACCGCCUCGGCAUCCUGGGAUUCCUGAGCACUGGGGAUGAACACGCCAGGGGAAACUGGGGUUUGUUGGAUCAGCUGGCUGCUCUCAGGUGGGUGCAAGAAAACAUUGAGGCCUUCGGUGGAGAUCCACACUCUGUCACAGUCGCUGGGGAGUCUGCAGGAGGCAUCAGUGCAUCCAUACUGACUCUGUCUCCACAGGCGAAAGGACUCUUCCACAAGGCUAUUUUUCAAAGUGGGGUGGCUACCGUUGGGUCCUAUACUUCUGAGCAACCUCUUCCUCAGGCCCAAAUUGUUGCCAACAUUACUGGGUGUGGCAUCUCCAGAACAGAAGAACUGGUUCAAUGCAUCAGAGGGAAAAGUCAAGAUGAAUUGGUUUCUGCAACCAAACAGAUGAAACUUUUCCUCGGAGCCGUUGUUGAUGGGGACUUCCUUACUGGCAGAGCUGAGGUUCUUUUGCAGAGGAAAGAGGUUCUGAACAUCCCUGUGAUGAUGGGAGUCACCAAUCAUGAGUUUGGCUGGAUUUUACCCCAGAGCUUCGCUCCUCCUGGCUGGGAGAAAGGCAUGGACAGGGAGUCUGUACUGGCUAUCGUCCACAUGUUCAACCCUGAAGGGGUCUCUUCAGCUAACAGUCUUAUUGCGGAUGAAUAUCUGAAAGAUGCAAAAAGUCCAGAGGACAUCCGAGACGGCCUCACUGAAGUGAUUGGAGACCUGCUGAUGGCGCUGCCUGUGCUCAACGUAGCCGGGUACCACACAGAUGUGGGAGCUCCAGUGUACCUGUAUGAAUUUGUGUACAGCACAGAGAUACUCAGGAGACACAGACCCAGCUUUGUGAGGGCGGACCACGCAGAUGAUGUCGGCUUCAUGUUCGGUGGAUGUUUCUGGAAUGGUCAGAUCAGAAUUACUGGCAACAUCACUAAGGAGGAUGAGAGCUUCUGUAGGACUAUGAUGUCUUACUGGGGAAACUUCAUCAAAACUGGCUCUCCUAACGGUCCUGGUCUGGUGAACUGGCCGCUGUACGACAGGCAGAAGCAGGAGUACAUGGAGCUGGGCCAAAACCAGACAGCCAGGCAGAAACUGAAGGAGCACAGGCUUCACUUUUUCACCGUCACCCUCCCUCAGAGGCUGCAGCAGAUGGCCGCCGCUGCUGCUGGGGCUGCAAACUGAGCCUUGUGCUCUUUUCACGUUCAGUUCUUGCAUGAUUCGAUUCACUAAGUGUAACAUCUGCUCUCUAUCUCUUGAUUCAAUGUUUAUUGCAACAUAGAUUUAUUAAGGGAGAUUUCUGUAUGGUAAUAAAACUGGGCUUCUGUCUUUAUAAUAAAUACUGAACUUUA